Andrographis paniculata is the source of this 1929-nucleotide messenger RNA. Its product is annotated as pentatricopeptide repeat-containing protein At1g02150-like. Gene Ontology annotation, cellular component: mitochondrion. NCBI's taxonomy places the organism in Eukaryota, Viridiplantae, Streptophyta, Magnoliopsida, Lamiales, Acanthaceae. The transcript has 2 exons. The record is from RefSeq and is a predicted model, not a curated record. Bases 108 to 1745 code for a protein of 545 amino acids. Gene Ontology annotation, molecular function: protein binding.
GCUCCGGGUUCUCAUCAUUUACGCAAUGCGACCCACCAAAUUUCCUGUGUACUACUGUCACUUCAGCUUAAACCCUAAACCCUAAUUUCCGCACUACCGCGUGCGCCAUGCUCCUCCGAUCCAUCGCCCCGAAUUAUUGCCACCAGAAUCACGGCGAACUCUGCAUUUCGAGUUCGGCUUCAUUCCCGUCAUGCGGAUAUCUGCGAAAUUCAGCUUCAUUUUUAAUCAAGCCUGUCGUCUUCACCAGGUAUGGAACCCGUAGGAAGUCGGCCUCUGUUACAUGCUUGUCGAAGUCGAAAUUUCGUAGCUACAGAACGGUUGACUAUGAAAGGAGGCCUCCGUCGAAUUGGAAAGACCUAUGCAAGAGAAUUUCCCUGGUGGAUUCCCUGAAUCGGAGCUCUGCUUCGGUGUUUUUGAGCCAGGCGGAGGGCGAGGGCGAGCUGCUCUCGAAAUGGGACCUUUGCAGAGUCGUCAAAGAGCUUCGGAAGUUCCGACGCUACAAAUCUGCUCUUGAGGUCUAUGAAUGGAUGAAUAGUAGAGACGAUAAGUAUCUUAUAACCUCAAGUGACGCCGCUAUUCAACUCGAUCUGAUUGCUAAAGUGGAAGGGGUUCAAUGCGCCGAGCAUUAUCUCCAGAAACUCUCGAAUGGCUUAAAAGACAGGAGAGUUUAUGGCUCUCUUUUGAAUGUGUAUGUCCAUGCGGGAAUGAGGGAAAGUGCCGAAUUCCUAAUGAAGGAAAUGCGAAAAAGAGGCUACUUUGCUCAUACCCUCUCAUACAAUGUGAUGAUGACGCUCUACAUGAAACUCAAAGAUCAUAAUAAGAUCGAGCUAUUGGUGUCCGAGAUGAAGGAAAAGAAUGUUGCGCUUGAUGUCUGUACGUACAAUAUUUGGAUGUCAUCCUGCGGAUAUCAAGGAUCGAUUGCGAAAAUGGAACAAGUUUACGAACAAAUGAAGGCGGACACCACUGUCAGGCCAAUAUGGACUACAUUUAGCACCAUGGCUACAAUGUACAUUAAAUUAGGAGAAAUCGAGAAAGCUGCAGGCUAUUUGAGGAAGAUUGAAAGCAUGAUGACUGGUCGGGAUCGCGAGCCGUAUCAUUAUCUUAUCAGUCUUUACGGCAGCUCCGGUAAAAAAGAAUCAGUUUAUCGGAUAUGGAAUGAUUACAAGAAUUCAUUCAGCAAGAUUCCUAAUUUCGGCUUCCAAGCCGUUAUCUCCACCCUGAUUGCUGCCAACGACAUUGACGGGGCUGAGAAACUCUACGAUGAAUGGCUCGGGGUGAAAACAAAAUACGACCACAGAAUUGGGAAUCUUAUUCUAGCGCGGUAUGUUAAGGAGGGGAAAUCCGACAAGGUAAAAGACUUUUUUAACCAAAUGAUCGAGGCGGGCGGGGAGCCUAAUUCGAUGGCUUGGGAGAUUCUUUCGGAGGACCAUAUUCGUAAUUUGAGGAUUUCCGAGGCCGUGUCGUGCUUGAGGAAUGCUGCUACGGUUAAUGGAUCGAAGCGAUGGAAGCCUAAACCUGCGAAUGUGUCGGCCAUUCUCGAGAUUUGCGAGGAAGAAGAUGAUAUGGCUAACAAGGAUGUUUUAAUGGAUGUUUUGCAGGAAGUCAGGUGCCUUAGCGACACGAAAUACAUGGGAUAUGUUUCUGACUUGCGCGAUGGGAAGAUUACGAGCUGUGAUCAAGCAGACCGUAACGGUGACGGCGAUUGCAUCGAUACCGAUGUCUACCAAUUCCUGGAAAGCUUGUGAGAACUCAUUUAUCUCAAGUAAGGUAUGUUUCUUACAUAUAGUUCAUUGGGUAAGUUUAUAGUUUGAGCAUAAGUAAGGUUACUUGAAUUUUGGAGAAAUAUUAGAUGAGAUAUGAUAUUUUAAAUGGGGGAAUAGAUGUUGUAUAUGCCUUGUUCUUUCGGUGUUUUAUAGUAUAAAUUAUACU